Molecule: messenger RNA, 1200 nt
Organism: Aspergillus fijiensis CBS 313.89
Lineage: Eukaryota; Fungi; Ascomycota; Eurotiomycetes; Eurotiales; Aspergillaceae
Product: class I SAM-dependent methyltransferase
Exons: 1
Coding region: 1-1200 (399 amino acids)
Molecular function (GO): methyltransferase activity
Source: RefSeq, a predicted model, not a curated record
AUGGAUAUCAUGUCAAAUGGACCGGCGGUCCUUGCGCCUGCCGCAGCUUCGGGCUCCGACCUUCAUUCCACCGCCAGUUCGACCGGUAUAACCCUGGCAGCGACGUCGACCUCCUCCCUCUCCUCCCUCAAUGACUACUCCAAUUUUCCCUUGAUACGCCAUGGCGAUCGCACGUAUCUCCGAGACCCCGACAACCAGUAUCCUCUUCCCUGCGACCUUCCUGAGAUACACCGACAGACCUUGCGCUCGCUCAUGCUCAUGCGCGUUUUCGGGGGGCCCUUCUGCAACCCACAUUUGGCCGACCGCGCCCCGAAGCGAGUCUUGGAACUCGCCUGUGGUUCAGGACUGUGGUCCAGCAUGUGCCAUGAUUAUUUCGCCCGUCGCGGCCACCGCACCGUGUCCUUCAACGGCAUUGACAUCGUCUCCGUCGCACCCGACCUGCGCAAAAAGGGCGUGAAUUGGCAAUUCAAGCGUCACGACCUACGCAAGCCCCGCCUGCCAUUCCCCGACGACUAUUUCGAUUUUGUCUUCAUCAAGGAUGCGGGUAUGUGUCCUUCCAGUCCGGCCCAGCAAGCCUCGGGAUUGAGCGAGCCGUUGCGUGUUCUCAAGUCCGGGGGUAUCUUGGAAGUCUGGGAUUCCGACUGGGUGUUCCGCUCUCUGCUGCCCAAUCCGGCACCCGCUCGCAAACUGGCCUCGAGAGAACAAGAGACCGCCGAUGCGACCGCGACGUACACCUUCUCGUCUGCCACGCCAUUCACGCGCGCCCAGAACAAGUUUCUUCAAGACUACAAUACCUGGCUUGAGAAAGCGUUCGAUCAGCGGAAAUUGACUGCUCUACCAUGCGCCACGAUGGGCCUAUCCUUCAAUGCGGAGGUAGACGUCCUCGAGAAGGUCGACAGUCGUCGCAUUGCCAUUCCGUUGGGCGAACUACGCUGGGAACGGGAGGGGUAUGGAAAGGAAACGAGUGGUGGAACUCGAAGACAGUUGACGGCCGAUCAGUUAUCCAUCCGACGCACUGCGCUUCUGACGGUCAUCCAAAUGAUAGAAGGCAUGGAGCACAUUCUUAUGGAGGCCAGCGGGAAGAGCAAGGACGAAUGGGAUCGCUGGUGGGCAGCAAUGAUGACCGAUUUGUUCCAGAAGGAUGGCCUCGCGAACGGGGAGUGCUUGGAAGUAAGUGCUUGGUGGGGUCGAAAGAUAUAG